AUGUUCUCCUCAAUUUCAAAUAAUAAGACAACUCAAUGUGAACAAGAUUUUGAAAUAAUUCUUCAAGCAGCAUUAAAAAGUGAUAUGUGGGCUAUUAAAGUAAUCGAUGCUUGGGGAAAACCAUUGCCAUCUGGUAUAUUGAAAGGUAAUACUUUUUGGGUGGGCAAUUAUGACGAAUGUUUACAACCAAUGUAUUUACCAGCUAAUAAAUCAUUUAUUUCACAACCAUUCAAUACACAACAUUGUGUUGUGUCAUCAAAAUCAUCUCAAUCAGAUCCGAAUUCAAUGCCACCUAUUGUUCUUGGAAUUUGUGUUCCGUCAUCAUGUGAUCAUCAAGAUGUUGCUUUGUUAGUUCAGAAAUUAUAUAAAAAAACUAAUAUUACAGAAGAUGAUAUUGUCUGUUCGAAUGAUCCUGCAAACGGACAACAAAAUCUUACAGCUGGAGCAAUAGCAACGAUUAUUAUUCUAUCACUUUUAGCUUUACUUGUCUUAGUAGGAACAAGUAUUGAUUUACUUAAUGAUAUAAAUGCACAACUUAUUGGAUCUAAUUAUCUAAAUGAAUCUGAUUCAAGAACAUUAUCACAGGAUUCUCCUUAUAUUUCGUUGAAAAGUAAAUCAUAUAUGAUAUUUUUAGCUGAAUUUUCAGCAUUACGAACUCUUCGUCGAAUAUUUACAAUGAAACAAAAGAAUGAUGAUAAUUCAUUUUUAUUUAUUAAUGGUAUUCGAGUUUUAUCUUUAUGUUGGGUUAUUAUUGGUCAUUCAUUAGCUUUUGGUUUAUUUUAUACAAGUAAUAUAGUAGAUGUACUUGUCUGGAGUCAUAAUAUCUUAUUUCAAUUGAUUAUAAAUGCAGUUUUUAGUGUUGAUACAUUUUUUGUUCUAAGUGGUUUCUUAACAGCUGUACUAUUCGUUCGACAUGUAGAAAAAGAAAAAAAAUUAUCAUUUCGUACGAUGUUGCUCUAUUAUGUUCAUCGAUAUAUGCGACUUACACCAGCAUUUCUUUUGAUGAUUCUUGUAAGUAUCAAUUUAACACCAUACUUUGGUAGUGGACCUGUUUAUCCUGUUAAACAAGGAUUUGAAUCAGAGGGCUGUCGAAAUGAAUACUGGUGGACAUCAAUUCUUUAUGUUGGUAAUAUAGUAAAACCAGAUAGUAUGUGUUUAGGAAUAGCAUGGUAUCUUCAUAAUGAUAUGCAAUUUCAUUGGAUUGCACCUUUAUCUUUAAUACCGUUUGUCCUUGGACGAAAAAUCUUAUCUUUUUUUAUCGCUGUAUUUUUUGUUUUCAUUGGGAUUGGAUCCAUUUUAACCAUUCUACUUUAUUAUCCAGAUAUGUCAUUAAAUGUUCUACUUGCAUUCAAUAAUGUUCCUGGUCCUACUUUUUACAAAAACAUCUAUAUUACACCUUGGUGUCGUAUAUCUGCAUAUGCUGUUGGUAUUUUAACUGGAUAUUUUGUUAUUAAUACUGGCCGACAUUAUCGAAUUAAUAAAUAUGUCAAAUUUUUUGGAACUAUAUUAAUGAUUUUGUUUAGUUUAAUUUGUAUAUUUACAACUUAUCCUGAUUAUAUUCUAGCAGAUGGUUUAAAUCGAACAAUACUAGUUAUAUAUCAAUCACUUUCACGAACACUUUGGGCAAUAGUUAUUGGAUGGGUUUUAUUUUUAUGUAGUAUAAAUCAAGGUGGAAUAGUAAAUAAAAUUCUUUCAUGGCCUAUUUGGGCUCCAUUAUCUCGAUUGAAUUAUUCAUGUUAUCUAGUACAUGCUGUGAUACUUAAUAUUAUUUUAUACAAUCAAAAAUUACCUUUGUAUUAUCAAGGACAUCUUAUUGUGAAUAAUUUUGUUUCACAUAUAUUUUUUAGUUAUUUAGCAUCAGUUGUAGUUGCAAUCUUUUUUGAAACACCUUUUUUUAUUAUUGAAAAGAAAAUAUUUAAACGAUAG
Molecule: messenger RNA, 1926 nt
Organism: Adineta steineri
Lineage: Eukaryota; Metazoa; Rotifera; Eurotatoria; Adinetida; Adinetidae
Source: the annotation of a GenBank genome assembly